Molecule: messenger RNA, 558 nt
Organism: Rasamsonia emersonii CBS 393.64
Lineage: Eukaryota; Fungi; Ascomycota; Eurotiomycetes; Eurotiales; Trichocomaceae
Exons: 5
Coding region: 1-558 (185 amino acids)
Cellular component (GO): cytoplasm; nucleus
Molecular function (GO): protein tyrosine phosphatase activity
Source: RefSeq, a predicted model, not a curated record
AUGGACAACCCCUCGACGACAAACAGCAAUAAAAACGAAACAGCCCAAGUCCCAUGGUACGCAGCGUAUCCUCCUCCCAGAAACGUAGCUCCCUCGCUCUCUCGCGAGGAGCUGCUCCAAUGGUUCCAAGACGAGAGAAAGCGCGUUGGCAAGGAUUUUGUCCUCGUUGAUCUGCGGAGGAGUGAUUUUGAGACAAUAAAUACUUCAGUCGGUGAGUACAUCGGAGGAACCAUCCACGGCUCAUUGAAUCUUCCUGCGCAGAGUCUGUACCUGGCCAUCCCCACCCUCUACUCGAUUCUCUCCCAGACGCAGGUUCGAGACGUUGUUUGGUAUUGUGGUAUUUUUUUUGCAGGCUCAUCACGUGGACGGGGUCCGCGAGCAGCAGGCUGGUUUGCGGAUUAUCUCGAAGAGCAAGGCAACACGUCUAUACGGAGUCUGGUGUUGGAGGGAGGGAUCAAGGGGUGGGUGAGUGCUGGAGAGGAAUAUACGCGGUCGAUGGAUGGCAUCCUACCUAUUAGACCUGACCUAGAAGGACUUAAUAUGUGGCAAAUGGACUAG